AUGAAAGUCUCUCUAAGAAAGCAAUUGAAAAUGACCACUGGUGUUAGUGAGUUCAAGAGAGCGAAGAAAAUGAGCAAUGUGGUUUCGCAAUCAGUUGCUGUGGAUAAGUUAUCCCAUGUAAAGCUCUCGAAUGAACAGGCGCAGUUGCGCCACAGGAUUCUCGACUUUUCAAAAACCCACCUGAGCAAUUACAAACCGGGAAAUGGCCCUUCAUUGUUUGUGAUCCAGGGAGAUGCUGGUACGGGAAAAUCUGUUAUAUUGAACUCCUUAUUCAAUGAGAUACAACGCCAAGCAAGUCAAAAACUUAAUGAAGACGUAGAUAUUCUCCAAGGGACUAAAAACUAUCUUGUGGUGAAUCAUCCUGAGAUGCUAAAACUAUAUCUUAGAAUCAGUAAAUCUUUCAAGUAUAUCUCUAGCUCGUCUUUGGAACGUCCAACCUCAUUGAUCAAUGCGUUGACAAAGCAGAAAACAAUGGCAGAUAUAAUUAUUAUCGACGAGGGACAUUUGUUAGCAACCUCAAAGGAUGCUUUCAAGCGCUUCUAUGGUGAGAACCAUCUGAGUGAUUUGAUGUCAUUAGCUAAGGUUUUAAUUAUUGUUUAUGAUGAUAAGCAGGCACUUAGAAUGGGAUGCUAUUGGGAUGAGAACACAAAAAAUGGUGCAAAUAUACGUUCUUAUUACGAUCAAGUCGCCAAAGGAAACAGGGAUUGGUACUAUUUAAAGCAGCAAUUCAGGGUUGCAGCACCUGCGGACGUUUUACAAUGGAUUAACUGUAUUAGUGUCGAGGGUAAAAUACCUAGAUUUCCUAAAAGCAUUGACAAUCUGGGAUUUGACUUUAAGAUUUGGGAUGAUUGCGGGGCCAUGUACGAUUCCUUAAAAGAAUUAGACUCGAAGUAUGGCCAGUGUAGAAUGUUGUCAACCUAUGACUUUCCCUACAGACUGGAUGGAAAAGACUAUUUUGUUAAAUGUGGUGAAAACUUUAACGUCCGCUGGGAUAGAUAUACCCCACGAGCCGUCUUACCUUGGAGUGAGAGAAAAGAUACCAUUGAUGAAGUUGGAAGUGUAUAUACAAUCCAGGGCUUUGAUUUGAAUUAUGCAGGCGUCAUUCUGGGCAGAUCGGUUGGCUAUGAUGCUAAAAAUGACUGUAUAAAGCUCAAACCGGAGCUGUAUGAUGAUCGCGCAGGUUUCACUAAAAAGAAAAAUAUCAUGGAGGUUCCCCAAGUGAAACAAAAGAUUAUAAUGAAUAGCAUCAAUGUACUCUUAACGAGAGGUGUAAAGGGUUUAUAUGUCUACGCUUGGGAUGAUGAGCUAAGAGAGAGGUUAAAGCGGUCUCAAGAAAAAUAA
Molecule: messenger RNA, 1341 nt
Organism: Zygotorulaspora mrakii
Lineage: Eukaryota; Fungi; Ascomycota; Saccharomycetes; Saccharomycetales; Saccharomycetaceae
Exons: 1
Coding region: 1-1341 (446 amino acids)
Source: RefSeq, a predicted model, not a curated record